Messenger RNA from Chaetomium strumarium, 2381 nucleotides. RefSeq lists its product as uncharacterized. Lineage: Eukaryota; Fungi; Ascomycota; Sordariomycetes; Sordariales; Chaetomiaceae. Gene Ontology annotation, biological process: meiotic cell cycle; positive regulation of transcription by RNA polymerase II. The coding region runs from base 306 to 1979 and encodes 557 amino acids. The transcript has 4 exons. Gene Ontology annotation, cellular component: nuclear chromosome. The record is from RefSeq and is a predicted model, not a curated record. Gene Ontology annotation, molecular function: DNA-binding transcription factor activity; DNA binding.
GCCGCUGAGUGGCCCAUUGCAUCAAGGGCGCUGCAUGUGCUUGGCGAGGGUUCCAUUGUCCUUCUCCACCUGCCACUUCCUUCCACCUGAAUCACCCGCCAAUUGCCCGCGCCGGUGAUUCCAGCCGCAUGGGAUGUGAACGACGGGAACUCACUCAUCAGUCUGCUGGACCAGAGCUUAUCGCCAAUUGUCGCUGGAUAGAUAGCGCAAUCUAUCUGUCGUCAAUCUCCCGAAUCCCCGUCGCUUGCCGCGCAGUUCUGCAUGAGCCUUGCUCUCGGGGCUCCACGUGAGCGACCUACGAUGCCAUGGCGGGCUUCAACUCCAUGCCGGCGAUGCAGUCCGGCGCCACCCCGGGCCCUGAUGCCAUGGCGAUGACCGCUCCGGACAUGGGAUCGUUCGAUGCGUCGAUGGCGUUUGACGAGUCUCUCUUCGAUUCGGUCCACGGCAUCCACAACAUCCCCUUCACGCCCACCACCUACGACUUCGAGACCUUCAGCACCACCUUCGAAGACCCCUUCUCGUACCCGGCCCGCCCCUUCGAAGGCGCCGGCGCCGGCGCGCUCGACGCCGAAGGCUACCACCACCUCGAUGCCUCGUCGCCGCAAGAGCUCGACAACAAGCUGCUCGGCUUCGGCCCGCCCAUCCCGGGCAAGGCCAGCCUGCUCACCGAUGCCGGCCAGUUCGUCGAGCCGGCCAUGACGGGCGAGCUGUACGGCAUGUUCUUCGUCGCCGAGGACGUCUUCGGCGCCGACAGCAACACCACGGGCCGCCCGCUCGAGCUGACGUGCUACCGCCGCAACCUGUGGCAGAUCUCCGGGCAGAUCACGCUGCCGCGGCACGUGGCGCAGUAUGUGGAUGACCAAGGGCGGCGGGCGCCUGUGGUGGAGCUGGCCGCGUCCAUCACCGCGGUCGAGAGCAUCGAGGGGAGGGUCGCCGAGAUGAUCACCAUCCCCUGGCGCGGGAGCAACGCGCCCAUGGGCGCCGAGGAGACCAAGGUGGUGAGCACGCCGCCGGUGGUACCGGUCGAUCUGGCGAGCGGGCAGGAGGUGGACGGCGGGAGCCGCGUGUCGGUGCCCGUCGCCUGGAAGCGGCUGCAGUUCAAGCAUGCGACGGCGAAUAAUGGGCGGAGGAAGGGACUGCAACAGCACUAUGUCGUGCAGAUCAAUCUGCUCGUGAAGGCCAAGAGCGGCGAGUACAUCAAGGUGGCCGAGAUCCAGUCUGGUCCGGUGAUUGUGAGAGGGCGGAGCCCGAGGAACUUCGACAGCCGAAAGGAGGUGCCGCUGGGGGAUAAGAGGCCACUCGAGAGGAGGAGCACUGAGGGGUCAGCGGGUAGUGGUGGAAAUUCAAGACAACAGCAAAAUCAUCUGGCAGGUCCCGACAAUGGAGAGCUAACACCCAAAUUGCCGCGAUAUAACUCAAACCCGGUGCAGCAAUCACCAUCCGACUGGGCAACCCCCUAUUCUUCCACCGCGCCCAACCCACACCCCAGCAAAAAGAUGGCCAUAUCUUCACCCAAUCUGAACCGACCGCCUGUCCCCUCCUGGGGAUCAUUAGACACCAAGCCGUCGACAAUCGCGGCUACCAGCAAGACGCAACGCAGCAAUAGCAACAGCAACACGGCACCCCAGCCCCUAUCACUAAGCCUCUCCCUCUCGGAAGACGAGCGCAGUCCGCCGAACCGCGCCGGCUCAAACGACAGCUCGCAGAGCCCACAGCGGGCAAAAUCAUCCAUGCUCUCCACGGGCGGGACGGGCCUGCCCGGUCAGGGGCAGAGCGGCGGGGCCGCUCACAAUACGCUCACCAGCCCGCUGGAGACGGAGGACAUGCUAUAUGAGUACUUCCCUCUCAGUCUGGAUGACUGGAUGCCGCCCGUCGACGCAAUCUACCGACCGCACGUCGUGCACCACACCAUUGUACCGCCCGAGGUGAAAGCGCAGCAGAUACGGAGUAAAUCCAAGCGGUACUUUGCUGCUGAUUAAGCCGGGGCGGUGGGGGAGGAUUCGAGCCUGAGUGGUAAACGCUUGCGCGGUAUACCUCUACAUCGUUCACCAGCAUUGCUAUAGCCUAAGUAUAACAUUAACGGCGGAGUUUGAAGAUGAAUAGGCUGUUGGCUACGUUGGGAUGAAAAGAAAGCUGUUAGUUACGUUCAGACGAAGGAAGAUGGGUGGCAUUGUUCGGAUGAUUUUAUAUGCGGUCUUGGUCUAGUGAUGUGUCGGAGAUGGCACGUGAGGCAUUGUACGGAUAGCCGGGGUGGGUGGAUGAAAGUGAAGUGAUGGAUGGUCUGAAGGAAUGUGACAGUUGGCCUUCGACUUUGCGUCGGCUUGGGUUUCUUAUUAGGCAGUGGUGGAUGGAUACCCAAUACAUUGAAUGACAUGGUACGC